AUAGAAAUAUUUCACGAAUGGAAUUUUGAGUCAAGAAACAACAUUUAAUUAUUGAAUAUUUUGUUUCGACGUACUUGAUUUUACUAAUUUAAGAUUUAGAAAUGAGAGUAGUAUUUAUCACAGGUACAGAUACGGAUGUUGGCAAGACUUUCAUAUCUGCUUUAUUUACCAAAGCUUGGAACGCAAAUUAUUGGAAGCCCAUUCAAACAGGGUUGGAAUCGGACCAAGGAGAUACAGAAACAGUGAAGGAAUUAACCAGUAUGCCUAAAGGUCAAUUUGAGAGACCCCAAGUUGAACUUAAAUUUCCUUUGAGUCCAUGGAGGGCAGCCAUAAAGGAAAAUAAACCACAAACAAAGGUUAAUGAAAUUAAGAUCCCAGCAAAGUUCUUGAAUAGCCCACGGCCAUUGAUCAUCGAAGGGGCAGGGGGUUUAUAUGUUCCAAUCAAUGAAACAGAGAUUACUACAGAUUUGAUUUUACACUUUGAUGUACCAGUAAUUUUAGUUGCCCGGAGUGGAUUGGGAACCAUCAAUCACACCCUUUUGAGUUUAGAGCAUUUGAGGAACCACGGCAUACAUAAAGUAUACGUAGUCAUGAAUGGACCAAUCAAUGCUGAUAACGCUGAGGCAAUUGAGGGAUUUUCAGAAGGAAUCAAGGUUAUUGCGAGUAUCCCCUAUUCCAAACUGAACGAGAUUGAGAGUCUUUUGAGUUACGUACCUAGUUUAGAUUCUAUAGAAAUGAGCUGAAUCAUGAUGACUCGCUAUUUUUUUUGUUGAGUGCGCACAUCGACUUAGAGUCACAUCGACUGAAUAUAACAUUAUCUUAUUGCAAAAA
Molecule: messenger RNA, 831 nt
Organism: Spathaspora passalidarum NRRL Y-27907
Lineage: Eukaryota; Fungi; Ascomycota; Pichiomycetes; Serinales; Debaryomycetaceae
Product: dethiobiotin synthase
Exons: 1
Coding region: 102-743 (213 amino acids)
Biological process (GO): biotin biosynthetic process
Molecular function (GO): ATP binding; dethiobiotin synthase activity; magnesium ion binding
Source: RefSeq, a predicted model, not a curated record